Messenger RNA from Malassezia vespertilionis, 2898 nucleotides. RefSeq lists its product as uncharacterized. Bases 1 to 2898 code for a protein of 965 amino acids. Gene Ontology annotation, cellular component: cytosol; U4/U6 x U5 tri-snRNP complex; U2-type catalytic step 2 spliceosome. Gene Ontology annotation, molecular function: GTP binding; U5 snRNA binding; translation elongation factor activity. The record is from RefSeq and is a predicted model, not a curated record. The transcript has a single exon. Gene Ontology annotation, biological process: mRNA splicing, via spliceosome. Lineage: Eukaryota; Fungi; Basidiomycota; Malasseziomycetes; Malasseziales; Malasseziaceae.
AUGGACGACUAUGACGAGUUCGGCAAUUAUAUAGGACCGUUGUCGGACUCUGCGUCGGAGGCUGGGGACGUAGAGGAGGUGCUGGAGGCGGUGAGUUCUCCUUCGCCCGACACGCCGCCGCCGGAAGGCCAGCUCAUGCAGCUGGACGACGACGCGGCCAAUGCAGUGGUGCUGCAUGAAGACAAGGUAUACUACCCCUCUGCACACGAAGUGUACGGAGAAGAUGUAGAGACGAUUGUGCAGGAAGAGGAUACGCAACCGCUGACCCAGCCGAUCAUCGAGCCCGAAAAGGUGCGUGCGUUUGCUGUGGAAGAAGAAGGUCUGCCAGCGGUGCGCUACGACCGCACAUUUAUGCUCGACCUGAUGCAGUUUCCCGAGAUGGUGCGUAAUGUUGCUGUAGUCGGGCACCUUGCGCAUGGCAAGACUGGCCUGCUGGACAUGCUCGUGGAGCAAACGCACCACAUGCUCGUGGACGCGGACAAGCCGCAGAGGUACACAGACACGCACGUUUUGGAGCGCGAGCGUGGAAUGACGAUACGCUGCGGCCCACUGUCCAUGGUGCUACAGGAUACAUGCGGAAAGAGCUAUACAAUCAACCUCAUCGACACGCCCGGCCACCCCAACUUCCAGGACGAAGUCGCAGCGGCGCUGCACCUUGUCGACGGCGUUGUGCUCGUCGUGGACGUUGCAGAAGGCGUCAUGUGCACGACCGAGUCGCUGAUCCGGUUUUGCGUGCGCGAAAAGAUCCCCAUGACGCUUGUGCUCAACAAGCUGGAUCGCCUGAUCCUGGAGCUGCGCCUUCCGCCGCAGGAGGCCUACUUCAAGAUCCGGCACACGAUCGAAGCAGUGAAUAGCACCGUCGGCAAGUACGACCAAAACCCUGCGCUUCGCUUCGACCCCGGGCGUGGAAAUGUCGCAUUUGCCAGCACACAGACUGGCUGGGUGUUUACGCUGCGCUCUUUUGCGCAGAUGUACGCGCAAAGCGCGUCGCUCGACUCGGACGCAUUCGCCGCGCGGCUAUGGGGCAACAUUUACUACCACGCCGAGACACGCACCUUUUCGCGCAAGGCGCCGUCGCCCGACGCGCCGCGCUCGUUUGUUCAGUUUAUACUCGCGCCGCUGUACAAGCUCUACGCGCACGUCCUCUCCUCCGAAACCGCGUCGCUAAAAGCGCUCUUGAAACACCUGCGCAUCUUUUUGCCACCCGCGGCAUACAAGAGCGACGUGCGCCCAUUGCUCCGCAUGGUGAUGCACCAGUUCUUUGGCGACGCGACGGGUCUCGUCGACCUGUUUGUCUCGCUGCCCAGUGCGUUGGCCGGCGCCGCGCGGCUCGCAGCCAAAGCGGUGCCGUCGCCUUCACGCGCCUACACAGCCGCAGCAGCGUGCGAUGCACAAGGCCCUCUGGUCGUGCAAGUUACCAAGCUUUUCCCCACCAAGGACGCCGCGGCAUUCCGCGCGUAUGGGCGCGUUUUCAGCGGCACUAUUUCCAGCGGCGAUGCCGUGAAGGUGCUUGGCGCGACAUUUACGCAGGACGACGAGGAAGACAUGGUGUUGGAGCAUGUAGACGACCUUUGGAUCGCACACUCGCGCUAUGUCAUUCCCGCGCAGCGCAUCCCCGCCGGAAACCUUGUCCUCCUCGGCGGCGUGAGCGCGUCGAUUGUAAAAGGCGCCACGAUUUGCGCGCAGACAUUGCCGAGCAGCGAUACCUACCUGCUCCGGCCCCCUGUGCAGCUCACCGAGAGCGUGCUCAAAGUCGCUGUCGAGCCGUUGAACCCCUCUGAGCUGCCGCGCAUGCUCGAUGGCCUGCGCAAGGUGAACAAGGCAUACCCGCUGCUUGAGACGCGCGUCGAGGAGAGCGGCGAGCAUACCAUGCUCGGCACAGGCGAGCUGUACCUCGACACAGUCAUGCACGACCUCCGCGUCCUCUACAGUGAAAUCGAGAUCAAGAUCAGCGAUCCGGUCGUCAAGCUAUGCGAGACCGCCGUGGAGACGAGCGCCGUGCAGUGCUACGCCGUGACGCCAAACAAACGCAACAAACUCACCGUGAUUGCAGAGCCGCUGGAAAGCGGAAUCGCGGAGGAUAUCGAGCGCCACGCCAUCGACGUGCAUCUUCCUUUGCGGCAGCUCGCAAAAGUGUUCCAGGAGCGCUAUGGCUGGGAUGCACUCGCCGCGCGCAACAUUUGGGCGUUUGGGCCCGACGUGCACGGGCCGAAUAUCUUUAUAGACGAUACGCUCCCAGACGAGGUCGACAAGAAACAACUCUACCUUGUCCGCGAAUACAUCAAGCAGGGAUUCCAGUGGGCCACGCGCGAAGGCCCCUUGUGCGACGAACCGAUCCGCGGGAUCAAGUUCCGUCUUGUCCACGCAGAAAUCGCUCAGGAGCCCAUUCAUCGUGGCGGCGGCCAGCUGAUUCCGACUGCGCGCAGGGCAUGCUAUGCGGCGGCCCUGUUGGCCACACCGCGCCUUAUGGAGCCCAUCUUUUCAGCAGAGAUCCAAGCGCCGCCAGAAGCGGUCAGUGCUGUGUAUACUUUGCUUGCGCGCCGUCGUGGGCAUGUUGUGCAGGAUGUGCCCGAGGCAGGGACACCGCUGGUGACUGUCAAGGCGCUUUUGCCUGCCAUGGACGCGAAUGGAUUCGAGACGGACUUGCGUGUGCUGACGCAGGGACAAGCGUUUGCAUUGCAAAUGUUUGACCACUGGAGUGUCGUGCCGGGCGAUCCGCUGGAUACGAGCAUUGCGCUCCGCCCGCUGGAACCGGCGCCUGCAUUGGGGCUUGCGCGCGAUUUUGUGCUCAAGAUGCGCCGCCGCAAAGGCCUGUCUGAUACCAUUGCUGUGAGCUCGUACUUGGAGCACGAGAUGACUGUUGCACUUGCCCAAGCAGGACUGGAUAUUGUGCUGUGA